AUGUUUUUGCAGUGGAUUUCUCACUUAAAUCUUCUUGAACCGAAUCCUGCAAAAUUUCCUCUAAAUGUUAGAAAAACACUUAUAUCCGAGAUAACCCAAACAUUGCUUCAAGCACAUGAUCCGAACCUUUUAUCAUCUACCACACAUGUUAAAUGGGUUAUGGAAGCUAUUGGACAAGGAUUCGAUUUACCAUUGGAAGAAAUGACGAUAACAGCAAAUUCUAAAGAAUUAUACUCACAAUGGUUAUUUGAACCAAAUUUUCGACCAGCAGCUAUUAGGGAUGCAAUUGGAAAGCAAGAAGAACAAGAAUUUUGGCAGAUAAUAUUUCAUCAUUAUUCUUUACUUUUUAAACCACGUGUACAAAAUUCCAAUGUAUCUGUGACGUCAACACCGACAACUCCCGGAUUUCCCUCAUCAGCUAAUCAAACAUCACCUAAUUUUACAUCAUUACAAAGACAUAUAGAAUUAUGUAAAGGAGUUUUAAUUGUAUUAACAAUGGCAGGACGUACAUUAGGUCCACAAUUUUCAGAAGAUACUUGGUUGGUACUUUUAAAAGUUGUAUUAGGAAUAACGGAUUGUUUAUUACAGAAAAGACAUGCUACUACAAUGGCAGAUGAAUUAUGUGAACAUUUAUUAAGAGUUCUAUUUGAAUUAUGGUUAAGGUCAAGAAUUCGUAAAGUAGAAAUGUGGGAUAUUUUUAAAAAAUGUUUUAAUCAAUGGUCACAUCGUCAACAAGCUUUAUUACAAUGGAAUGCUACAACUUUAGCAUUAACUCAACGUGUUGUAAGAUUAUUAUAUGGACCAAAAGAAGGAGCAGAUAUGGUUAAUAUAUCAGUAGGAGGAUAUAAUGUUGGAUUAGAUUUACCAACAGAUUUUGUAUAUUUCGCUUGGCAUAGAAUGAUUUAUUUAAUUAAUAAUCCAUGUUCAUUACCUUCAACAAAUUUUUCAUUUGCGAUAUUAGGAAUUGGUAGAAUUAUUGAUUCAUUUCAAACUAUUGGACAAAUUAAUCAUAUUCAAAAAUCAGCUCAAAAAGAUAUUGAAUCAUCUUUAGCUAUAAUACCUGAUGGAAAUACGAUAUUACAUAUGUUUGGAACAUGGUUAUUUCAAGCUUGUACUUUAAAACGUAAUGAUAUAGGUUAUCAAUUAGGAAGAGCUGAAGCAUUUGGAAUUUUAUGUAGAAUAUUUUGUUUACCUCAAAGACGUGAAAAAUUUUCUCGUAAAUAUAUUACACAAUUUUAUUUUGCACUUAUGGAAGGUUUACGAACUGAUAGUUGUUUAUCAAUUAUUUUAAUGAAUACUUCAAACCUUUUCGCAAUUGAUUUGGAGGGUAUAAGAAUGAUGGUACCAGAUUUUGUAGUAGGUAUUAAAAUGAUUUUACCAAAGUUAGCACCCGGAUUUAAAACUGAUUUACCAAUAGAAGAGUUAAGACUUGCCGCAAUUAAAGUGGCAAGUACUAUUAUGUGUUUACCGAAUCAUUUUGAAAAAGUAUCUUUAAGAGAAAAUUGGAACAUUGGUUUACAUCAAAAUGGUGAAAAAGUUGCUAGUAAUGAUCCAGAUGAAAUCGUGGUUAAUGAAUUAAUAAGAGUUUUAUAUUCAGAAGAGGAUAGUAGAGAAAAUAAACCAAGUGGAAAUUCAACUGAACCUUUUACUGCUCUAAAAUUUUAUAUAUUGGAACUUUUACUUAAAUCAUUAAAAACCGAAAAAUCAUCAUAUAAUCUUCGAUAUUUACUUCGUCUCAUUAAUGUAUAUGUGGUAGAAGAUGUAGCUUUUUGUCCUGGAUUGGUUGGUCUUGUAGUGAAAUCAAUUCAAGAAAAGGUUUUGACGAUGAACCUUCCUGCUGAUGUCACUUUAUGUGCAUUUGAUGUUUUAAAAGAUUUUAACUGUGCUAGAGAAUUGGUUCUAGCAUUCUCGCGGUUUAUUGAUACAAUGCUUUCUUCUAAUUGUGGUGGAUUGGGAAAUACAUAUCAUUUAGUUGAAAAGGCAUUUGAUUGCAUGAUGCGAUGGAUUCUUAUAGGUCAAUGGAUAAUUGGAGAUCGUGAUUGUCAUGAAGCUGUCAUUUCAACAAUUAGUAAAGGAAUUUCUGUAAUGCCAACAACACCAAAUAAUGAAGAUGAAAAUUCUCAACUUAAUUCUCCUGUUGACAAAAAAAAAACUAAAAAAGAUCCUGUACCCACUAAAUUAUUUUUACCACGUGGAGAAUUUGCAGUUAAAGUUGCCGCUGAAAUUGCUAUGGCACAAUUUAUUAAUCAUUUAGGUAAUUUUCCUGCUUGGAGUGAUCCUAUUGGUCCAAGUCGAAUUUCAACUUUAUUUAAUGAUGAUUUAGAAUUAGCCAAAGUAAAGAUUGUAGAAUCUAGUAAAUUAAAUAAUGGAAGAAUCUCUUCCCUUCCUGAAUUAGUUAGACAUUUUUUAAUUGAUGGAAGAAUAAUUGUUAGUUUUGUUGAAAUUCCCAAUAAUAGAAAUUUGAUUAAUCGUCAAGAUUCUUCUAAUAAAAAUUUAGAUAUCUUAAAUGAAUUAAAUAGAACAACAACAACUACAUCUGAUGAUGGUCCAUCAGUAAUUAUCGUUUUACGUGAUUGUACAGGAAAAUAUUCAUGGAUAUCUCAAAUGUGUUAUAAAUCUCAAAUUGAUGAUAAUUUUAAAAAUAAUUAUCGUUCAUUAUCCCCUGAAAUGGAUAGAGAAAUGUAUGAAAUAAGAUUAUUAUCUCCAAAAUCUUCUAUCCCAAUCCUUCGAACAGAAACACCACCACAUUUUUCACAUGAACAACAUUCACAACAAUAUAAUAUUAAUAAUAAAGAUCGUAAUCCACAAACAAUUCCUCAAGUAGUUAGUUUUAAUGAUAAUCAAAUACCUUGUAUGAAUAGUAUAUUUGAAGAAGGAAGUGAUAGUUGGAAGGCUUAUAAUGCUAUUAAUAAAUUGACACAAAGACAAAAAGAGGCAGAAGAAAAAGUAUUGAUGGAGAAAAAUCGAUCAAAAUUUGGACAGAAAAGUUAUAAAGCCGUUCCCGCAGUCUCUAAUAAUAAUUCCGAAAGCCCUCAAGUAUUUAGAUUAUUUAUGUCACAAAUGGGAUUACUUUCUUUAGAAAAUCGUCAUAGAGUAAUACCUUUGCAAAUAUCAGAAAGACUUGUAAAAGACCUUGAAAGAUUAGAUUCUUUGAAUGAACGUGAUUGCUUAAGUGCUUCAGUUUAUUUUGUAAAAUCUGGAAUGGAAGAAUAUGAAUCUAUUAUAAAUCCACCUUCAAUUAGUGAAGAUUUUGAAAAAUUCCUGAACAGUUUAGGAUGGCCGGUGUUAUUAGAAUCACAUCCAGGAUUUAAAGCAAAACUUAAUUCAAAAAUUUAUGAUUUAGUUUGUAUAAUUUGGAUUGAAGAUAUAGUCUCAAUGCAAAGUAUACCUUCUAAAAUUGGACAAUCAGCAUUUGUAUACAUAUUUGUUCAUCCUUUACAAAGUGCUACUGGAUUAUAUUGGAUUAGAAUUAUAACACCCAUUGUAACUUAUCAAGCUUCUGGAAAAGGAAGAGUAAGCUGGUGUGCUGAUACUACUAAAUUGGCGGAAAAUCCUUUGGCAUUUGGACCAUUAGUAGAUGGAAUGAUUGUUAGUAGACAUACGCUUGGAUCUCUUGUACGAAACACUGCAAUAUCCGCACAUGAAACUUGUAAAAAUUUCACAGAAACCCAAAGUAAAUCUUUUGCAUUAAGAAGACAAUUUAUAGAUGAAAUAUAUCAUAGAUACAAAACGAGCAUGUCUGUUUCUGAUUUCUAUACCGAAAUUUUUUUAACAUUAUAA
Messenger RNA from Diversispora eburnea, 3780 nucleotides. The record is from the annotation of a GenBank genome assembly. NCBI's taxonomy places the organism in Eukaryota, Fungi, Glomeromycota, Glomeromycetes, Diversisporales, Diversisporaceae.